This is a messenger RNA of Leptopilina boulardi, 1565 nucleotides long. RefSeq names its product aminoacylase-1-like. Lineage: Eukaryota; Metazoa; Arthropoda; Insecta; Hymenoptera; Figitidae. Gene Ontology annotation, biological process: amino acid metabolic process. The record is from RefSeq and is a predicted model, not a curated record. Gene Ontology annotation, molecular function: aminoacylase activity. Bases 187 to 1386 code for a protein of 399 amino acids. Gene Ontology annotation, cellular component: cytoplasm. The transcript has 6 exons.
AUUAAAAUUGUCACAAUAGCGUAUUUCAUUCAUGAGUAUAUACUCGCAAGGUGAAAUAAACACAGACGUUUCUGUUGAUUUCUGCUUAUAUGUACACUUCACAUAAGAUAAAAAAUUAGAAAUUAGAAAAUCAAAAAUACAAUUAACUGCGUUAACAUAGAAAGAAACUACCGCAAGGAAAGAAAAAUGUCGUUUGAUAAGGCUGCAUUAGAUAAAACUGCAAUUGAAAAUUUUCAGGAAUAUUUGAGAAUUCCUUCGGUUCAUCCGAAUGUUAAUUAUGAUCCUUGUGUAGCUUUUAUAUUUAAAUUGGCAAAAUCUUUGGAUUUGCCAGUGAAAAUGUAUGAACCAGUGCCAAAGAAACCAAUAGUAAUUAUAACAUGGAAAGGUCUCGAGCCUGAAUUGCCUUCAAUUUUUUUAAACGGUCAUAUGGAUGUCGUUCCUGUCUAUGCUGAAAAAUGGACAUAUCCACCUUUUGAUGCGCAUAUCGAUGAAAAAGGAGAUAUUUAUGGCCGCGGUAGUCAGGAUAUGAAAAAUGUUAGCAUUCAAUAUGUAGAAUCAAUAAGACGAUUAAAAUUAAAUGGCAUUCGUUUGAAACGAACAAUUCACAUUUCUUUUGCACCAGAAGAAGAAAUUGGUGGAAAAGAUGGUAUCGAGUCAUUUGUCAAAACGGAGGACUUUAAAAAAUUGAACGUUGGUUUUUGUAUAGAUGAGAGUGUUGCUUCUCCAUUAGAGUCAAUAUUUUUAUUUUACGAUGAAAGAUGUCAGUAUCAUGUUUGGAUUCAUUGUACUGGUAAAUCAGCACACGGCAGUAUGGCAAAUGAAAAUACAUCCGGUGAAAAAUUAUAUAAAAUUAUUGGUAAUUUUAUGAAAUUUCGUGAAAUUGAAAACAAUAAAUUAAAGACACUGAAUCUUAAACCUGGAGAAGUGUCGACAGUUAAUUUAACAAUGCUCAAGGGUGGUGUACAAAUAAAUGUUAUUCCCGAGGAAUUAUCAGUGGGUUUUGAUGUUCGUUUAGCUCCCGAUGUUGAUCAUGAGGAAUUUAGAAAAAUGAUAAAACAAUGGUGUGAAGAAGCAGGAGAUGGGGUUUAUUUUGAAAUAAUAGGUAAUAAACGUGUUGAAGGUACAAAAUUAGAUGAUACCAAUCCUUUUUGGUUAGCAUUUAAAAAAGCUUGCGAUGAUAAUAAAAUUAAAUUAGAGCCUAUUGUUUGUCCUGGAGCUACAGACGCUCGUUUUUUGCGUGAGUUGGGAAUUCCAGCAUUUGGAUUUACUCCAAUAAAUAAUUCACCAAUUCUCCUUCAUGAAAAUGAUGAGCGCCUCAAUAAAGAUAUAUUUCUUAAAGGUAUUGAAAUUCUGAUGAAAGUUAUAGUAGCGGUAUCAAAUGUUUAAUUGAUUUUCUUAAUAUAUUUAUAUAUAUAGAUCGAUAAAGAAAAUUUUCUUAUGGAAUGUAAAAGAAGUUUCACAUUUGCAAAAAAAUUAUUACUUUGUUUAUAAAAGUAAUUGUAAUAAAUUUCUAUGUUUAUAUUUAAUCAAAUUUUGGCAAUAAAAAAAAUUUUUAAAUAGCAAAA